This is a messenger RNA of Pogoniulus pusillus (Red-fronted tinkerbird), 4922 nucleotides long. RefSeq names its product WD repeat domain 72 (gene WDR72). NCBI's taxonomy places the organism in Eukaryota, Metazoa, Chordata, Aves, Piciformes, Lybiidae. Gene Ontology annotation, biological process: protein localization to plasma membrane. Gene Ontology annotation, molecular function: protein binding. Gene Ontology annotation, cellular component: cytoplasm. Bases 137 to 3316 code for a protein of 1059 amino acids. The transcript is spliced from 20 exons. The record is from RefSeq and is a predicted model, not a curated record.
GGACUGGGCUGGCUGCAGCCGCUCCCGAGUGGGAUUAAACUCGUCCCAGCUGACUCCAAUUUUUUUCCAGCGCCCUAGCUGUUGCAGGGCGGUUCUCCUCGCUCGCGGUGAUCAGGAGCAGCUGGAGGUGCUGACUAUGAAGGUAUCAGUACAGGCUGUGGCAGUGUGGGGAAAAAUAGCUCCUUCUCACAGCAUCACUGCUAUUAUGAUUACAGAUGACCAGCAGACUAUAGUUACGGGAAGUCAAGAAGGACAAAUAUGCCUCUGGGAUCUUUCAUCAGAAUUAAAGAUUUCAUCUAAAGAAAUUCUCUUUGGCCACACUGCUUCUGUAACUUGCUUGGCAAAAGCAAGGGAAUUUGAGAAACAACCAUGUGUAGUAAGUGCUACUGAAAAUGGGGAGAUGUGUGUUUGGAAUGUCAGUAAUGGACAGUGCAUUGGGAAUGCAAAGCUUCCUUACCGGCAUACAGCAAUCUGUUAUUACCAUUGUUCAUUCCGAAUGACAGGUGAAGGCUGGCUUCUUUGUUGUGGAGAAUACCAAGAUGUUCUUAUUAUUGAUGCUAAGACUUUGGAUGUUAUUCACACUUUAUCAUCAUCUCAGUCUCCUGAUUGGAUAAAUUGUAUGUGUAUUGUACACUCUGCAAGAAUUCAAGAAGACUCAUUGGUUGCAGUGUCUGUAGCUGGAGUUCUUCAAGUGUGGGACCUGUCUUCGUCUUUGAAUAGCAUACAGGAGAGACAAAGUGUGUGCGAGAAGGAAUCAAAGUCUCUGGACUUCAUAAAUUGUCAAGCAGUACGAUUCUGUACUUACACAGAAAGGCUCCUUCUAGUUGUGUCUUCCACAUGCUGGCAGGUCUAUGAUUAUUGUGAUUUCUCAUUGCUUUGUACUGAGUUCUGCAAAAGUGGUCAGUGCUUUGCUGGUGGUGAAGUACUAGCAGCUUACAGACUUAUCAUCUGGACAGAAGAUGGCCACAGUUACAUCUACCAGCUGCUAAACAGUGGACUUUCUAAAAGCAUGUAUCCUGCUGAUGGGAAGGUGCUGAGGGAAACUGUUUAUCCUCAUUUACUCUGCUUUACUACUGUGAAAGAAAAUAAGAGUUUACCUUUUGUUAUGGGCUUCAUGAAUGAAAGAAAGGAGCCUUUCUAUAAGGUUCUUUAUUCUGGUGAAGCUUCAGGAAGGAUCACUUUGUGGCAUGUUCCUGAUGUCCCUGUGUCAACAUGUGAUGGUUCACCAAAAGAGAUCCCAAUUACAUCAACACAGACUCUUCAGGAUAAUUUUGAUAAACAUCCCUCAAUGUCUGAGGACAUUUUUGAUCAUCUUUGUGCACCUGAAGAUAGAGGCGCAGUUGUCAGUUCCUCUGUAUACAUACCCAGUCUCAAUAAACUUGUAUGUGGAUAUGAAAAUGGGAAAAUUGUAGUAACAGUAGGUUUAAAAGCUGCAAGAGCAAGACUUUUAGAAAACAUACCUUUGCUGAAAGACAAUCUGCCCUACAAGGUUCUGAAUGGUCAUAGUAGCAGAGUCACUUAUUUACUUUACCCACAUGAUAAAUCAGUAAGAUUUGAUCCAAGCUGGCUGUUAUCAGGUGGCCAGGAUUCUGUUGUGAUCUGCUGGGAUGUAUUUACUGGAGACAUCUUACACCAAUUCAGUCUGCAGUCUGGUCCAGUGACAGAGCUCUUAAGAUUUCCAGAAAACUACAGAUUAAAAGACCACAGCAUAGUGUGCUGUGUGUGCAGUGAUCACUCGGUAGCAAUUCUACACCUUCAGAGGAGAGUAUCUCUCUUACAUGCCAGAAAGCAUCUUUCCCCUGUGAAGAAGAUAAAAUUAGACCCUGUUGAAAAUCUGCUGAUCGUUGGAUGUGAAGAUGAUUCAGUUUAUAUUUGGGAAGUUGAAACAGGCACACUGGAGCGACAUGAAACAGGUGAAACAGCAAAAGCAAUUCUGGCUUCCAUUGAAGAUUCAGAAUACUUCGUGUCAGAUGCCCCACUUCCUGUAUCUCCAGAGUCAAAAAGAAAUAGAAAUGCCGGAUACAAACACUUUAGCUCUUACAAGCACGGUGUGAUCGCUUACAAUCUUACUCAUACAGAAAAGCCUUCAGAUAAGUUAACUGAUGUCAGCAAUGAGCAGCCCUUUACUAUUUUGCCAGUUAAUACAAAAUGGAACAAUGCAAACUUUCAUAUUCUCUUAUUUGAUCUGGAAAAACUUGAGGAACUUCUGCUGUCAUCUCAACUCAAUGGACUGAAGUCAUCGAAUUCAUUCCACAGCUUGGAAACUCUGGAAAGAGCCAAAAGUACCAUUGAAAAAAGGGUACUGACAAUAAAAAGAAAUAAAACUGCUGGCUCCAUAGCUCCGGUGGAUGGGCAAGUAGAUUCUGUUUGUUCAAACCAGGUCUGUAAGGAUAGUAAUGCAGCUAAGCCUCUGGAGGAAAGUGCUGGCAUGAAAAGACAGAAAAAAAUGAAGAGUUCAAGAAAGACUAGAAUGCAGACAUCAGGAAACAUUGACAUGAACAUCACCACGGAUACAGCUAAACUGUUUCUGUCAUGUCUCUUACCAUGGGGUGCAGAUAAAGAAAUAGAACAUCUUUGCGUUAGACACUUAAAUAUCUCGAGUCUUCGGUGUCCUGUUUCUUUUGGACUUGUGUCAAAUGAAACCCACCUCUCACUAAUGUUGCCUGGAUGGAAAUGUACUGAUUGUGAUGUGAUGGAAGAACAGGCAGCAAUCAACUUGUUUUCAAAAAGAGUGCUCGACUUAGCAAACAAGUACCUUGCUGCAACUGAAGGACAAAAUGGAAAGAAAGACAGACCUGAGAAUGAUGUUUAUGGAUUAAAGGAACUGGAAACAGUAUCCUUCUUAAUUAGCAGGAUAGCUUUAAUCAACAGGCUAAUUAACAUGCCUUCAUCAGUUACAGGUGAAAUUGAAAGUCCACAGAAAUUGGAAUCCAUACAUGACAAAUGGAGGAAUAUAGAAGCAAUAACACCUUCAUUCCCCAGUUUGUAUGAAGAAUUACCAAGCAGUAAAAGCAAGUAUCAUUCCUCAGACUUUGGGAGCAGUUCAUUGCUGAAACUCAUUUGUUGUUGGAGUGAACAAUCUAUUAAGAUUAGUGAGGCAAUGCAAGCAGUGCUGUUGGCAGAAGUUCAAAGGACGAUGAAUACCUUGAGAAAGACUGAGGUCUACAGAGAGCCAUUGGCCAUAGAGAAUGGAAAUGUCAGUGCACUGAAGCGUGACAACAGCUCAAACUCGGCAAACUUCCAAGACGUGGAGGAUGUGCCUGACAUAUGUGUCUUGGAAGAGCCUGAGAGUCCAGCAGCUGCAAUGUCAAAUUAAUGGUCACCUCCAGGGGUCACAGUGUGGAGCUGUUAUCCUUUCCUCUUUCAUCAAGAAUUCAGGUCUUAGAAAGGAUAAAGGCUUUAUAACCAAAAAGAAAGCUGACACUACUAGUUCAUUAUAAUCAGUUUUGGACUACACUGCUUACUUAAUGUACGUACCAUGCCUGACCCUUUGAAGGUAGAGUGAGAUGAUGAAAAAUUAGAAGGACUGUGUAUAUACUGCAGUUGAGUGUGGCAGCAGACAUUCAAACACUGUAUCUCUGAAGGGAAACAAAUUCAUGGCGUUGAAGAGCUUGAUUCUUUUCUUUCAAUCAGCUCACAAUCAUUAUUUCAGUUUAAUGGCUCUUAACAUUGAUUCAGCUAAAUACAGAAACAUCCAUAACGUUCAUCCUUUUUGGUGACUAAAAGAUUUAUCUUCAUAUGGUUUCAUUAUUUUUCUCGUUAUGGAACAUUUACAAAAUGUAUUAAAUGAAUUCCAAAGGGAAACAAUUAAAUACAAAGUGUAUCCAGUCACAGCCGAUUAAAAACACUCUGUGUGACUGCAUACUAAGAUCUUUCCAGCAAACUCUGGGCUUCACCUGCGUAGACCAUAUAUGUACCCUGCACCUAGUCCUCAUUAGUGAAAGAGUUAAAUACCUUUCUUCACUUGGUAUUUUCCUUCCCAGCUUUAUCUGGUUUCCGUGUACUCUCUCGCAUCUUUGUGUGCUGAUCCGUGUAUCAUAUUUUUGAUUCAUCGUCUCUGUGGCCUGUCAGCUUAGUUAAGAGAUUUCCAAGUCUUGCAGCCUGUGCUGACAGGGGGCAGCUGCCAACAGUCCCCUGAUCCUUCCCCAAGGAACGCUGCUGAGAUUUAAUUUUCAGUCAAAGGGUGCAGUCUGAAAUCCAUGUCAGGUCCCCUAAGUCAUCUCAGAACCCAGAUAGGACCCAUGUCUGGGGGAUUAUAUUUCACCACUCUCCACUCCUCCAGGAUUCCUUGGGAGUUCAACUGCUGUCAUAUACCUGAUUUGAACUACAUUCUCUUUUCAUCUUUUCCACAGAAGUGAACAGCAGUGCAUGUUAGAAUAAUUGAAACCAAUGAAUUGUAAAUCUAUAUUCAUUUCAAAGCCACACAGGCUUGGACUCAAUGCUGUACAGUAGAAACCAGCAUGAGAUUUAGAAAGAAAUAUCUAAUGUCCUCAGGAAGGAGACAGGUUUAAUUCCUUACUGCACCUACCAUCUGUGGUGCAUGGCACCUCCUUCAGAAAUUGCCUAUAGUCCCUUCAUCAAUGAUUGUGGGCAGAAAUACAGGUUGUCCAAGUUCUGAUGUCUUAUGAAGUAAGAAGGAAUUGAAACAAGGUGGUACUAAAGUGUUCUAGUGAGAAUCACUAUACUCUAAAGUAACGUUAGUUUUCACCUUCAAUUAUUUCUGUGUGGCAAGGUGUCCAGAUUUGGAUGGGAACUUGAAUAUCCAAUUCUGCACUCUGCAUGUCUGUAUGAAGAGAAGGAAUAAAAGCCUGUCAGGAGGUGGACAUUGACUGGCAAAAAUACAUGUUGAUAAAGCAUCUAAACUUAAAAACUGAGUUCCAUUCGGUCCAUCUGACAUCAUUAAACUAGUAAUAAACAAUGAA